AUGAAUUUCACUUUGCUUGUGACUGCGGCUCUCCUCCUUCUUGAACAUUGUAUUUUCCUCUCCAUCUUGUCACCUUUAAUAAAGAUGUCCAAAGCGAAUCAACCGGGCUUGUUUGCCUCAAUCUUCCCUUUGGCUACGAAUCCCGCUAAGCGCAUUGGCUAUGCCAUGACAUCACUCAUUGCUAUGCUUUGCAUUUAUCCUAAGGGCAAACAGAAUGUUAUAAAUUGGGCUCUGAAUACAGGGUUUGUUAUAUUCAGUAGCAUGCGAAUGCUUGCCGCUAUCAUUGUUGUCGCUUUCAUCCUAGCUAAUACAGAUGCCCUGAGGUCCCCUGGCCGUUAUAUCUAUCUUCCCCUUCACGGAGGUUAUAUGGGGUAUGAUGCGGUGGAUUCUAGUGAUGAUGACCCGUGCCAGUUGCCCGUCGAUCCGGGCCCAGGUCGUGCCUACUUUCCCUCGUACUACUAUGAUGCUCGCCAAAGCGCAUGCCUGCCUUUUGUCUACGGUGGCUUGAAAGGCAAUGCCAACAGGUUUAGAAGCAUUUACGAGUGCGAGGCCAUGUGCAUUAUCAAUAAAGCCUAA
Molecule: messenger RNA, 576 nt
Organism: Echinococcus granulosus
Lineage: Eukaryota; Metazoa; Platyhelminthes; Cestoda; Cyclophyllidea; Taeniidae
Product: Textilinin-1
Exons: 6
Coding region: 1-576 (191 amino acids)
Molecular function (GO): serine-type endopeptidase inhibitor activity
Source: RefSeq, a predicted model, not a curated record